GAUGUGACGCAGGGCACGGAAGUGGCUGUUGGGGACCGGAAGUAGCGGGCGGCGGGAUCGAGUCGCUUUCUCGGAGUUUCUGAAAAUCACCGCGAGGCCCCGGGGCUGCACCGAGACCGAGAGACCAUGUCAGAUGAGCUGGCAAAGCAGCUGGCCAGUUAUAAGGCACAACUUCAACAAGUAGAAGCUGCGUUAUCUACUGAUGCAGAAAAUGAAGAUCUCCUUAAAUUACAAAAGGAUUUGCAGGAAGUUAUAGAGCUGACCAGAGAUCUGUUAUCAAAUCAGCCUUCUGUUGCUGCAACUAAUGCAGACAACUCAGCAAAUUCCAUGCCUAGUCAUAAAUGGAAGACUGGUGACAAGUGUAUGGCUGUUUGGAAUGAAGAUGGACAAUUGUAUGAAGCGGAGAUUGAAGAGAUUGACCAAGAAAAUGGUAUGGCUGCCAUCACCUUUUCUGGAUACGGUAAUGCUGAUGUGCUUCCCUUGGUCAACCUGAAACCUGUUGAAGAAGGAAAUGAUUCUGAAGAGCUGGGUGGUGACAAACCCAAAUCAAAGAAGGAAAUGGUUGCUCAACAGAGGGAGUAUAAGAAGAAGAAAGCAUUGAAAAAAGCUCAAAGAAUGAAGGAACUUGAACAGGAGCGCGAGGAACAAAAAGUAAAAUGGCAGCAGUUUAAUAACAGAGCCUAUUCCAAGAACAAGAAAGGACAGGUGAAGAAAAGCAUUUUUGCCUCACCUGAGAGUGUGACUGGAAAAGUUGGAGUUGGCACAUGCGGAAUAGCAGACAGACCGAUGACUCAGUACCAAGACACAUCGAAAUACAACGUGCGGCAUCUUAUGCCACAGUAGCUAGCACCUGUGUAAAGUAUUUCCAAGAUUAUGUAUUUCUUCCUAUUUUCUUUCGUGGAUGCCGUAUUACAUUAGUGCACUUUUAAUAGUUUUUUUUUGCCAAGUUCAUUUGGUCUAUCAGCACAAAAAUUGUAGCUGUGAAAAAGUUGAUUGUGUAUAGUUAUCCAUUACGGAGGCAGGUGGAGGCUUUGAUAAAUCAAUCUUCCUAUUUGAGGAAGUGUAAUUUUUACAAAUUGAAGUCUUUUUUUUUGUAUGUAUAAUUGGGCAAUUUUAACAAAUAAAAAACGUAAAAUUA
Rhincodon typus (whale shark) is the source of this 1138-nucleotide messenger RNA. RefSeq names its product survival motor neuron domain containing 1 (gene smndc1). Gene Ontology annotation, molecular function: RNA binding. NCBI's taxonomy places the organism in Eukaryota, Metazoa, Chordata, Chondrichthyes, Orectolobiformes, Rhincodontidae. Gene Ontology annotation, cellular component: cytoplasm; precatalytic spliceosome; nucleus. Bases 127 to 843 code for a protein of 238 amino acids. Gene Ontology annotation, biological process: mRNA processing; regulation of alternative mRNA splicing, via spliceosome. The transcript is spliced from 6 exons. The record is from RefSeq and is a predicted model, not a curated record.